Molecule: messenger RNA, 2331 nt
Organism: Gamsiella multidivaricata
Lineage: Eukaryota; Fungi; Mortierellomycota; Mortierellomycetes; Mortierellales; Mortierellaceae
Exons: 4
Coding region: 1-2331 (776 amino acids)
Biological process (GO): regulation of transcription by RNA polymerase II; central nervous system development
Cellular component (GO): nucleus
Molecular function (GO): RNA polymerase II cis-regulatory region sequence-specific DNA binding; DNA-binding transcription factor activity, RNA polymerase II-specific
Source: RefSeq, a predicted model, not a curated record
AUGCAUUCCAAUAAUACGAACACGCAGGUCCAGGUACAGAUUCCUGCAGCCUAUUACUCCCUCGGGUCUGUCGCCAUGAACUCGAGUCUGAGCUUCAAUGACCACGGCGCCAGCAGCAGCAACAGCAACAACAACAACAACAACAACAGUGGUAGUAGCGGCAGCAAUACCCCUGCCCCAUUGCACCCAUACCAUCCUGGCAACAACAAUACCUUCUCCAGCCAAUUCCACCACCAUUCUUCACAACAUUAUCACCAUCCUUCAUCGUCCCAGCAGCAAUCCCCUCAUCACGGCCAGCAGCAGACCUACAGUCAGCAUAGUCACAACAGCGGUGGAAAUCACACAUACCACGCCGAUCUGCAGAAGACCAUGUCACUCUCACACCAGGUCGAUAUCUACCAACCCCCUCACCAGGCACUCGACUCGGACCUGAUGAACCCCAUCAUGAACCGCCAGCUGAACAACCAGUAUGCUAGUAACUACCAUGCGCCAUACAGUUAUCAUCAGCAAUAUCCUUCACACCAUCACAAGCAUCAGCAGCAGCAGCAGCAACAACAGGAGCAGCACCAGCAACAGCAGCCUUCUGAUCAGCAACAGCAGCAGCGAUCGAAUGCUUCAACGCCAACCCCCACUCUUGCUUCGACCCUGUCAACUGUCUCAACAACAUCGACCCCCUCCCUCUCCUCCAACGCUGCAACACUGCCAAGCAACCACGACUAUUCCUACGGCGCGAACAAUAACCAGGACAGACAGGUCUCCCCGGCAUUAUCGUCUGCAUUUCAAGUCCCUGCCUCGCCUGAUCAAUUGACAGUGGGUUCGCACUCUGUCAAUAUGACGCAGCCCAUGUCCACCUGGACACCCAACAAUGGAUCAUCCAUGGAUCCAGAGCUGUCCUCACAACAGCAGCAGCCGUCGGGCUCAUCCUUGUCCCCUGUGACGCGUGGACACGUUUCGUUCAGCGGCAAUGCCUCGCCCAAGAAUGACCGAUCGUCAUCGUACUAUUCACAGCAGAAUGCCUCGCACUUGUACAGCAACCAGCAGCAGGACCACAGCCAGCAGGUUUGGGUCGCCAGCAUGUCCGCUGAUGACUUCCACGCACCGCAAGAGAUCCUUGAUCAAGAUAGACAACAGCAUCAGCACCAUCAAAGGUCGUACUCUCAGUCUAGCAGAAACUACAGUCACAGCCAGCAGCAGCAGCAGCCCUCCGUGGCCUCGCAGCCAUCGAACUUGCCAGCGAUUAGUGGUCUCCCACUCUUGUCGCCGACCAGUAUACUUCAGUCCGAGUAUCAGCCAUCAUCUUGCUCGAUGAACGUGCACGAGGCUCCAACGAUCAUGUCCCAUCUUGAUUACAACCGUGUCGCACCAUCAAUGGCCCCCAAUGGUAGUAACAACAACGGCUCAGGAUCGCGAUACGGCCCCAUUCGGACGACGCACAAGAAGAGUCGCACACCCUCGGUUGGGUCCCAGCGCGAUUUCGCAACGAGAACGAGGACCAACUCUAUGAACUCGACAACAUCAUCUGUGGCGUCGAGCGGGGUUCUGGGUUCGCUUGCCAACACGUUGGGAUCGACCUCGAUUGUGGGAUCCAAUGCUACGGGAUUGACUUCGACGCAGGAGGAAGAUGAAGAUUCGGACUCGCCGACGACGAUCCAAAUGCGGCCCCGGGUGAAUGCUGCACCACGUAAGGCGGUGGCCGCAAGGGUGUUUGAGUGCUCGGUCCCUGGUUGCACGAAAGCGUACACACAGCUGCAUAACCUGAAGUCUCAUGAGCGGACGGGCCAUACGCCAGUGAUCAAGCUGAAGCCGUUCCAUUGUAUCAUCGAGGGAUGCUCAAAGGCGUUCUCGCAGCGGAAAUCGUUGGCCAUGCAUAUCAAGACGGCGCAUACGGAUUUCAAGUUCAAGCCGUUCAAGUGUUCGCAGGGUGGGUGCCAGAAGGCAUAUACGCAGCUGCAUAACCUUCGGACGCAUGAGAAGGCGGUGCAUUUGGUGGAUCUGUCGAGGAAGCGGGUGAAGAACUUCAGUGUUGUCGGCGAUAUGGGUUCGGGAGCUUCGCUGUCGCCGCCAUUCUCGUCGUUGGAUCUAAAGGGUCAUCAUCAUCCACAGGGUCCGGGUCCGAUGGGAUACCAUCAUCCGGGACAGCAGCAACAGCAGCAGGCACACCAUGCUGGAUUGGGGUUGGGGUAUGAGGCGCUCCCGAAUCUGGCAGAGUUGAGUGGUGAGGAUUAUCAUUAUCGGGGCCAUCAUGAGCAGCAGCAGCAUCAGCAUCAUCAUCAACAGUACGCCAGGCUGCCGCAUUUGAACCCGCUGUCGAGCAUGUACCCUCGGUCGUAA